Molecule: messenger RNA, 1029 nt
Organism: Sporothrix brasiliensis 5110
Lineage: Eukaryota; Fungi; Ascomycota; Sordariomycetes; Ophiostomatales; Ophiostomataceae
Exons: 2
Coding region: 1-1029 (342 amino acids)
Source: RefSeq, a predicted model, not a curated record
AUGGCCACCGAAACGAUUACUGCCACGACCGCCGACGCUGCCUCGCGUCGUCCUGCCCGCAUGCGCAUGGACGGCACCGACGCGACCUACGGCGACUGGCGCGACGAUCUCCUGCGCGAUGGCUACGCGGUCGUCAAGGGCGCCGUCCCGCGCGAGCGUGCUCUGGCCUACGCAGACAAAAUGUACUCGCUGGCCGAGUCCUUCGGCCUCGGCUACGACCGCAACGACCCGGCCACGGUCCACCCCGACAAGCUCCCCGUCGUCAACGAAAAGGGCAUGCUCAUCCACUACGGCGCGUGCCACGAAGACUUUGUCUGGGCGGUCCGCGCCGAGCCGGGCGUCGUCGACACCUUCGCCAAGGUCUACGGCACGGACGACCUGCUUGUCUCGUUUGACGCCAUCAACUACGGCUUUGCCCACCGCGCCAACCUGCCCGCCAACACGCCGUGGCCGCACCAGGACCAGGACCCCGACCGGCCGGGCUUCCGCUGCCUCCAGGGCCUCGUGAACCUGCUGCCCAGCGGCCCGGACGACGGCGGCCUCAUUGUGUGCCGCGGCGCCCACAGCACCAGCCAGCAGUUCCACGACGACCUGCGCGGCACCGAGGACCGCAUCCCCGCCUGGACCAAGGAGUGGUACGGCUACACCGACCGGGGCAUGGCCUGGCUCCGGGACCACGGGCACGCGUGGAUCAAGGUCGAGGCCGAGCCCGGCGACCUGCUGCUCUGGGACUCCCGCACGCCGCACUACAACGUGCCGGCCCAGAAGCAGCAGGACCGCCUGGCCAUCUACACGUGCUUCAUGCCCGUGGCGGACGCGACGCAGGACGACCUGAAGCGCAAGCGGGCCGCCUACGAGGCGCGGCUGGGCACGACGCACUGGCCGAACGCCAUGCACACGGGCUCGAACCAGGCGCUGCACAACGGCGAGGCGGACACGGUGCAGCGCGCGUGGCCGCUGAACGAUGCGGCGCUGAGCGAGCGGGCCUUUAAGCUGACGGGCAUUCCUUAUAUCCAGGCGGAGGUAUGA